CUUUGGAUGCUGGAGCAGAACUUGGGCAAGAGAUUUCCGUGGAUGUACAGACUGUCAAAUCAACAAUGUCAACAAGUAUAGGUCCAUUUGUUGCCGGAAAAGUCAAAGCAUCGUUUGGCAUAUCGAUCAUAAUUGCAUCUGCUGGAAUAUCACUCACUGGAUGGCUGAUGAAAACAAGUUUUCCUUUCGUACUGGAGAUGAACUACGCAAAAGUACCAACAGUUGCCACAAAAAAACUUAAUGUCGAGCUUACACCACUUGAACUACGACUAAGAGCAUGGGUAAAAAUACUUUUCAUUAUCAACAUGCAUUUUGACAUUUGGCACUGGCGAAGCCCCACAUACACUGGCACCAUGUGGGAACACCAAUAUGAUAUAAACGAUAACACUCCACCAAGAUUCCCCAACUGUGACCACAGGAAGAGGUCAUUGUCAGGAACCUGUACUGUCCGGCAACUUGAUGGAAGGCAUCCCAGUGACACAGCAUUCAUCCUGGAAGUUGACAGUGGGGAUGAAAAUAGCCCUCUCACUCUUCACUAUAGUAUUGGUACUUCUCGAGGUGGAAGAGAUGUGAAGUCACUGGUGGAGAUGAGAGGACCCUCCUUAACAAUGCCCACGGUUUCAUUGCCUCAUGGAGUACCUUUGUAUUGGACAAUAAGGGCUAGGAACACUCAAGGUAUUGAGGCAACGGCUAUGUGCAUGCUCCACACCUAUGACAAUACAGUUCCAGAUGGGAGGGUAGAUGCUGCCUAUCAGUUUACAAGUCACAGAACGGUGAUCCAAGCCAACGUUGUCGUAUUCGAAGAUUCUCCACUAACACCUAAUCACUCAGUUGCUGUGGGAUACAGUCCUGGGGAGUUCGGAAAAGAAAUUUUGGAUUGGCAAAUUCUGUAUCUGGAAAACACAAAUACGAGAAAAGGUGUUAUGUCCGAACUGAAAAAAUUUGCCCCAUCUAAGCCUGGAAAGUUGUCGUCUGCUCCAUUUUCUACAGCUCAUGCAGAUAAUGACAUUGAAUGUGCAAGACUGUGUUUACAGACAGGUUCAAAGUGCAUUUCAUUUGACUAUGAAAUGCAUACUCAGUCUUGUGAUCUCCAAGAAACAGUUGUCGGAGCUAAGGCGAAACUUCGUGCUGCUGCUUCCUAUUUCCACUAUGAAAGACUUGGAGUUGGUUACAGUGCUUUUCGGGACUUCUCUCACUCAAACCUUGAACAUGGCGCCCAGUAUUUUAUAAAUGCAAAGAUCACCAACACUCUAGGAUACGUUGCCUACCUGCCAUCAACUGGGACUCUAGCUGACUUUACUCCACCUGAACCUGGUCCUGUAGGAGAAGUUGUUUCAGAUGUGUUUACAGCUGAUGGAUGUAAGGCAGCUGUAACUCAAAGAUGCAUCGAUGUCACCAGGGAGCUCAAUCACAGAAAAAUCAUUGAUGGGAGUGCUGGAAGAACGGUUUUUGGAGGCAACAAACCUCUUGAAGAUACAAAAUACACACUCGCAAACAACUAUAUCUCAGGAAACUGCGAUGGCUUCCACGACGACGAAAGUGGUAUUUGGGGCUACACGUGGGCAGCUGGGACGUCUGUGUGUGGGUCUGAUGUCGUGAAGUUCACUGAUCCUCACGCUCAGCUGCAAACCAGGCAAGACUGGACCUAUACCGGACUGGGCAAGAACCUCCAUCUGGCUGAUGGUCAGUAUUAUAUUACCUUCCAAGCUAUCAACAAUGUUGUACACGGAGGAGCCUUGGUUACAACAGUGUGUCACUCUACACCUGUGACAGUUGACACUACACAGCCCGUUGUACAUGAGGUAGGGGAUUUGCUGUUUGAUGAGGAUUUUGAUAUCUUGGGCGUCUACUUCAAUGUAUCGGACGCUGGAUCGGGUAUUGCCAGGGUGGACUUUGGUCUGGGCAAAACAAAGUAUGAUGUAUUUGUUAGAUCUUACAGCCGUCAUCCCUUCCUGAACCGAGCUGACCCAUACCUUGUGAUAGAAGAUCUUGGCUUGACACCUGGUGUCCAGGCUUGGGUGCGGAUCAGAGCCGUUAAUUCAGUGGAUCUCUCCACUGCAAGCCAUGGUGAUGUUCCGAUACUCAUUGACUUUACACCGCCAGUCGUUGGUAAAGUUCUUGAUGGGGACAAACUGCUCGAAGAUGUUGAAUACCAACAUAACACUCAGAUGAUCUGUGCACAGUGGGUCGACUUCUAUGAUCCAGAAUCUGGUAUUGACAGUUAUCUCUGGGGUGUUGGAACAACAGCUGGAGCUGAUGACAUUCUUCCAUUUACAAAUUUUACGCAUCAAGUUAAAUCUGGGUGCAACGUCACAGCUCUGCACCACAAUACAACAUACUAUUCAACAGUUGUCGCUUUCAAUGGGGCAAUCAAUCAGAAGGAAAUUCAGGCAACAUCUAAUGGAGUGCUGGUAGACGUAACACCUCCACUGCUGGGGUAUGUCCAGGAUGGUCCUGAUAUUGUGAAUGAUGUGGAGUUCAGUUCUCAGACAGCUACUAUUGAAAGUGCCUGGGACAACUUCACUGACCCAGAAAGCCAUGUACAAGAGUACACAAUGAUGGUAUAUGUAAAUGAUGAACUGAAAAAGAAGUUCCAUAUUGGAUCCAUGACCAGUUACACUGACCAUACAAUUGACACUAAACACAAGGACCAUGUCCGAGUUCAAGUCACAGCAACAAAUGGAGCAGGACUUGAAACUCAGGCAGACAGUAAUGGGUAUCUGGUUGACGAAACACCACCCAACAUGAUGUAUAUACAAGAUUCUCAGACAGGCAAAUACCAAAGUGAUUCCUCACACCUUGGCGUCAAGUGGUAUUUUACAGAUGAAGAGUCAGGCAUCUUGGAAUACAGAUACACCAUAUUUGAGAAGAUUGGCGGUCAGAAGAAAAGGUUUUGGCCAAAGGAUGAGACAUUUGCUGUCACUGAAGUUGAAAAAGCAGACAUACAGUUGGAUUCCCUUCCUCUUACAAAUGGGGCCCAAUAUACAACAUCAGUCACAGCACUCAACAAAGCCCUUCUUGCAACGUCAGUAGAAUCAAGUGGAGUUGUUAUUGACACAACACCGCCCACAGUAAAGAAAGUACUAAUCGGUCUCCCUGGGCAAGAGGAGGAGCUUGAUGACUUCGGAAAUGUAAUCCACAUGGAGGAUCAACCGAUGCAUGUGUCUUGGACAGCUCGUGAUCCUGAGAGUGGUAUCUCUCAAAAUCUGCUUUGUGUGAAGAACAAUGUCAUACAGUGCACUCGAAGUGAGCAGUUUACCAACUAUGGAAGCACAUCAUCUGUAACAUUGGAAGCUCUCAAUCUUAUAUCAGAUGACAAGACUCAGUACGUUGUCGUUAUCAGAGUAACAAAUGGAGCAGGCUUGACAGCAGAAGCUUCAUCAAAGCCAAUACAUGUAGAGAAGGGAAACUCCCCUGGAACAGUCUAUGAUGGUCGAAGUAUCAGUGAAGAUACAGAUUUCCAGCAAGAUCUUUCAAGUCUAUCCAUGUCGUUCGAUGGCUUUGGUAGUGAUGCGUGUGGAAUAACCGGCUAUGACUGGGCGAUUGGAACACAGCCAUACCUGAGUGACAUAAUGCAUUACACAAACUAUGGACUUACGAUGGUCAGCGACAGUUCAGGAUAUGCUGAAAUAACAAAUACAAACUUCAACAAUGUGAAGUACUAUGUUACAGUCCGGGCUAUAACUGGUGUGGAAUGUCCAGACUCGUACAUCGUAUCAUCAUCGAAUGGUGUAACGGUUGACCAUGAAGUUCCUGUUAUAAAUCAACAGUACAGAGGUCAAAUGAUGUCUUCCUCAGUUUUGUUUUUAAACCAAACAACAACUCUACCAAUAUCAUGGUCUGUAGAGGAUGCAAAUAUCAUGCCUGUGAUAUCCUGGUCAAUAGGGAGCCUCCCAGUCUCUGGUGAAAAACACACUGUUAAUAUUUCAAAGUCGGGUCUUGAUCCAUUGGACGUACGUCUUUCAGCAAACAACACAUAUUUCGUGACAACAUAUGGCUCUGAUAUGGCAGGCAACACGGCUUUAAUGAGUUCACCGCCAAUCACAGUUGAUAAAACCCCCGUCUCUAUUAUUGACUAUGAGUGUACACCUUUUGUAUCAAUGAUGUCAACAAUUGUCACUUGUUCUUGGAGGUUUUUCGAAGAAGCAGAAAGUACCAUCACUAACGUAACAAUCACAGCACGUACAGGACAAGGCAGCUCGCAUAUAUUAGUGGUUAGCAGGCUGUCGGCAAUUGAGAGACGCUGGAGCUUUGACACAGAGGGAGUUUUGCAAGAUGGAGUUUCAUUCCUGUAUAUAACUCUGGAAAUUGAAAAUGGUGCACAUCUACGCAGCAAAUUCUUCAAAGAAAUUGUCUUUGAUCAGACACCGCCAGCCGACGGGGAACUCUCAGUAGUUACAUCAUCUAAUCCAGCAUCAAAACAGGAAGUAGUCUGCCAGCAACAAACGACGUACAUGUCUGUCUUUGUGAAUGGAUUCAACGAUCCCGAAUCACAGAUAGACAGGUAUGAAGCAGGACUGGGAAGUGAGCGAGGACUGACAGAUGUUCUUCCAUUCACAAAAGUCACUUUGUCCAACGGACUGUUUGUAGUUCCAAACCUACACUUGGAAUCUGGAGCCCUCAUCUUUGUCACUGUCCGCAUUUUCAACAAAGCCGGUCUGUUCACAGUGAAAGAAAGUAACCCAGUGGCUAUCAGCCCCAAACCCUACCUAGUUGUUUUGGAUGGACCAGGAUCUGAUGAUGUUGAUAGUCAACAUGAUCUGACGACCAUUCAAGGAAGGUGGGGUUACUCUGAUCCCUGUCCAGUGGUAUCAGCAGAGUGGGCAGUAGAAGACAUCACAGGGGAGAUUAUCAAAGGCUUUGAACAAACCCCUGGGAAUGGUCAUAACUUCUACAAUGAUGAAUUGACAUUGGAGAAUAUGAAGACAUAUAGAGUCAUUGUGAGAACCACUGAUGCCCUCAACCGCACCAUGGUUGGGGGAUCUGAUGGGGUGAUGGUCAAGAUUCAGCCUCCAGUUCCUGGGAAUGUUCGAGAUGGCAUUGCUUCUGACAUCAACUACCAGCUUCCUACAAAUUACCUUGCAGCAAACUGGGAUCCGUUUGGAGAAAUGAAUGAUUUGGACCCAUCACAAAAAAUUGAAUACUAUGAAGUGGCUGUAGGGAAUGACAGAAGAUAUAAAGACAGGAGAUCCAAUGUUCAUUUCUUUGAGAAUGUUGGUCUCAACAGAAGUUAUGUCUUUAAGCAUUUAAAUCUAACCGCAAAAACAGUUACAUAUUACAUCACAGUGAGGGCAUACAGUUCUGCUGGAAGUUAUGAAGAAUCUUUUUCAAAUGGAAUCCGAGUUGGAUUUGGAACAGACAUCGUGUCGGGAGAUAUCGAAGUUGCUGAGUACCAAUCCAGCUCCAGUGAAAUACAAGUAUCAUGGUCUGACUUUAUAUCUGACUUUAACAUUCGAAAAUAUGAAGUUGCUGUUGACACUGAAGAAUAUACAGAGUCAAAUACAAGCUUGGAAUGUCAUGCUAUUGUCUUGCAGCCACCUGUGGCAUUUGAGUCUGUCAACAAAGACACAAUCAAAACCAUAAAGGGUCUUCAUUUAAAUCAUACGGAAGUUUACUUUGUCCUUGUCAAAGCUGAAGAUGAGGCCGGGAUGUGCCGGAUUGCAUCCAGUAAAGCAAUUACAAUUGAUACAACACCACCUGAACCAGGACAAGUGAUCAUUGAUGGUGGACGGUCAUCUGGUAUUCUAUAUGCCACUCAACUGCACUCUGUACACAUAAACAUAGCAGGAUUUACAGAUGAAGAAAGUUCCAUAGAUUACUACACGGUGGCAGUAUUAGGGGGACUUUUCUGCACUGAUUCAAUGUCAUUAUCCCCCAAAGACAAAGACGUUUUACGUUCUGUUACUGUUUCAACUUCCGAUGCCCACUUCAACGAUCUCAUGUUAGACACAACCAGGCCAUACUAUAUACAGGUUACAUCAGCUAAUAAGGCAGGUUUGAAGACGACUGUGACAAGUGAACCUAUUUUAGCAGAUUAUAACCCUCCAGUUGCUGGAAACAUAAAAAUUGGGUCAGAUUGGAGGUACAGUUCAAGGUCUUGGGGCGAUACGAACCUGUUACAAGGCACAAUUCUCAUAAAUACCAACAUACACGAUUCAACAUGUAAAACCGAAAGAGAACUACUGAAUAAUGACUUUAAAAAGGAAAUAGUGAUUUUGGAUGAUGUCUUCCAAUCGCACGCUGUUGAUAUUGCAGAUGAUAACCGUGUGAAGAUAUAUGCACGACUUGACCCCUCGCUGCAACUGUUUGAAAAAGGAGGAGUCAAAACAAACCCAAAGCUGCUGACAGAAGGCAACUAUUCAUUUUCUCUUCAGGCUACAGCACGACACAACGUUUCAUCUAUUAUAGGUCUGGUUCAAGAAAGUCUUCCAAAUCCUGAUGAUAUCUUAAAGGCUUAUGCAAAGAUAUUUAUAGAUAAUUGCAAUGGCAGUGCAUGUUCUAAUGGCAACAGGACUGUAGUAACUGAUGAAGAGAGUUGGAACCUUGGCGUUCUCUUGACUAUGAAUAACAUCUCAGAGCCCCUUAUUCUGUUCUGGGCCAAGGAUAAAUCCAGAAUCAAAGUUCAUGAUGUCCAUGUAGACUUUGAUCCAAGUUUCUCACUGAACGACUUUUCUCUUCAAGCAAUAAAUGAUUCAACACCAUCAACAGAUUCGUGGGAUAUAAAUCUAUUCAUCAACGGUCAGUUGAAGGGGCAACAUGCUGGGCUGAACAUUCAAGGAUACGUUGUCGCCUCUGUGUUAUCCUGGAACAAUGAUGGAUUUAUUCCACAAGUGGAUGAUCCGUUUGACCCAUUCACAACUAACCUACUCCUGUCAUCACUGAGACUACCGCUCCCGCAAAUACACCCAUGUAGGUACGGACGGGCAUUUUAUGAUUCACAGAGCGGGAUCAAAGAUAUUUCCAUUGGUCUGUCAGAUUCUCAGAACACAACUGCAAACAUAGUACCUUAUACGAAACAAAUGUCAUUUUGUGUUCCUUGCAAAGAUCUUUGCAAAGAAAGUUGUGGCUUUGAAGGUUCCUGUUCCAAGAGUACAGACCAACAGGGAUUAUCAGUAAGGCAUUUCGAACUCAGCAACUUGACACUGAUUCCCUCUCGGAUGACUGAUCGAAUUAACUACACUGAUUCCCAAGCCAGUGCCUACUAUUUUGAUGUGAAAGUAACUGAUCAUGCUGGUUAUGAAAAACAAAUCAAGUCUAACGCAAUCAUCAUUGACACAACACCCCCAGUGGUGACUGAUGUCACUUGCUUUGAUCCGGAGUACUCGCUGUAUGAACCUGCACUCUACAUUGGAAAUGAUCAUGCUGUCAGUGCUAAGUGGGAGAUAUCAGAGGAUUUCAGUGACAUCAACGCUGUCUUUGUUGGAAUUGGAACAAAAUGUGGACUAGAUGAUAUUGUUCAAAUACCCCUUCAAAACAGACUGAAGAAUGUAACACUGAAUUCAACAAACGAAAGUCUUCAACAGGAUCAAAAGUAUUUUGUCGGCGUUACCGUAAUAAAUUCUGCUGGUCUGAACCACACUGCAUGCUGUCCAUUUGUCAUUGAUAUUAAAUCUCCCACAGUUUCCUCUACUGAACCAGUGCCACUGUUUGUCUCAGCAGAAGAUGUAGCCGGACUUAACGUUUCACUUACUGAGUACAAUGAUCGAGUUGGAAUCCAGUGGGAUGAUCCUCAUAGUGAUGUGGACUAUUUUGACUGGCAGCUGGCAAGUGAGGAUUCAGCAGACGAAAUAUAUCCAACAAUGCGAGUCGGUUCAAACACAACUCGACGUGUCGAGGUCCUGAAGGGAGAUAUAAGUCUUUCUCAUGGCGCUGUCAACGCUUCAGUGUCUGAAUUCCUUAACAGAAACUUCUCUGACGGUCUUAAGAGUGCCGACUUCAAGAAUAGUCCUCUAAUGCUGGAACCAGGCAAAUGUGUCAUCCAAACCGUGACUUCUGUCAGUAGAGCUCACAAGAGAAAGGAUUUGACGUCACAGAAGACCUGCAUUAAACGCAAGAAAGACAUGAUUGUGAAACAGGGUACCAACAAAACACUUGUGAUUGACGGCGUUGUCAUCUCAGAGUCAUUGGCAAGGCACAAUCACUCUGUUUGCACAAUAUCAGUGGAAGUUUCCAGUGGCGCCCUAGCGGUCGGUGUACUGAGCAAGACCGAUCAACACAUGGCCUACGGUGCUCCAGCCGCCGCGGAUUAUUCCCCUUACAUCGUCAGCCCCGACAUCACCUCGACACAGCUGUCCCGGUUUCUCACUGGAAGAGUCUACAGUUUUGUUAGUCCUGCAUUCUACCUGUCGCCGAUCAGCAAUGUACAAUUAACAGAAGACAUCAACGUUGAUUUGCCAGCAUCCCCAGCUGAUGAACACCAGGAAUCAGCGAUCAUUCUGUGGGACUCAGGUGACAAGGUCUGGCGCCAUGUCAGUGAAAUCUGCGGUACUGUCCCUUUCAAGAGCAACGCCACCACGCGUGAUCCUCAUGCAAUACAGAUCUGCAAUUUAGUAUUUAAGAGAAGCUUGACAAAAUCAAAUACACGUCCGAAAAGGGCAACGCUUCCUUUCUCGAGUCCAAGAAUGUUUUCCGGAGCAAUUGUGUCUAAACAUGUGAACAAUACACCUCCCAUCAUUGACACCAGUGUUAUCCAAUGUGUCGAGGACAGCUUUGUGGAGCAAGUCAUCAAGUACCACGAUCUGCAGCAUGACAAUUUAACAUUUACAGUAGCAGAGCAUCCUCAUCAUGGUGAAGCCAACCUCACAGCAGAGGGAAUGCUAUCCUACCUACCAGAGAAAGAUUUUAAUGGCUAUGAUAGUAUUCUCGUAAAUGCAACCGAGGUAUUCAUACAUGAUCUGGGAAUACAACCAGCUACAUUUACCAAGAGAAUACACAUCAGCGUGUCAAAUGUUAAUGAUCCACCUGUCACUUUCUACCAGAGGGACACCCAGUCACCAAUACCAUCAUUUGUUGAAAGUAUUCACAAAGUAUAUGUUGAAGGCAAUCUAACGGAUCACUCUCUGGGUUCGUUUUGGGUCGCAGAUGUUGAUGACCCUGAAGACUUGACAAUCAUUCAAAAGGAUGUAAGUAGUCUGGCAGCCAACUUUACACUUACACAGGUUGAUGCGGCUGGGGAAGAUGGAGAGACAUACAGAAACAUGUCCAUGAUCUACUCAGGAAACACUAUCACCAAACAUGACUUGAAGCUGAAGUCCCUCAAGGAAUUCCACGGGAGCCUCCAGUUCUCACUACUCGCUGUUGAUACGAAUAAGAGCUACAGCCACGCCCUGUCCAUCCACGUGUUUGUCCUCAUCAACACAUGCUACCAUGGUAGCUGUGCUCCAAGAAACCCGUCUUUACCAUGUGAACAUCCAGGCAGAGCAAGCAGCUUUCAGGCCUAUAGCUGUGAAUGUGUAGCUGGUUACGAAGGACAGUUCUGCGAGAAUGAAAUCAACGAAUGUCUGAAGGCCACCUGUUCCCUUCUGUAUGAUUGUGAAGACAGAUUGGCGACCUAUGACUGUGUCCUGAACAUCCCGAAGAUUCUUGCUAUACUUGUCUGCAUUCUUCUGCCCUGCCUAGGUGUUAUCUUUUACAUAAGUCGCAAGUACAAGCAAAUUAAACCCCGAUCAAAGGUCUGGAAUUUGCCAGACAACACUCCAGAUACACAGACGAAUCCUGUAUACCUAGCAAGAUGCACAUCCACCACGGAAGAAGUAAAGCAGGAGACGACUUCCGGGUCGCCUUUCAGCAAGAAAGAAGUAAUUAAGGACAAGACACCUGCUGCUUUUCAAGAGAAUGGCAGAAGCACGCCUGCCUUGUUCAUGGGUCCAGGACACGCAAGCAUGCCUCACAGGAAAACAAUCUACUCCACCCAGUGGAGCUCAGAUAAAACCCUUCCUAGAGUUGUUGAUUGAAGCAACAGUAUCCAAAGUGUCGAAUGUUGCAGUGUUUGCAGUGUAGAUGUUCUAAUAAACGCUAAGCUUCUUUUGUAACUCAUAUUAGAGGAACCCGAAUUGUCUGAGUUAACGCUAUCCAUAUUUCGAAAUAUUUUAUAUAUGUACAUGAAAUGGAAAUCAUCUAAGACACGAAAUAUAUUUCAUUAAGAAAUAAAACAUCUAUAUGGACAAUUUGAAAGUGUUAAAAUUAAAGCUAUUGAUAACCUGUAUAUGGAUAAAGACUUACUUAAGAUCAUAUUUAUAAUGUCCAUGAGAGCCAAGAUUGCUCAGAUUGCCCUAUGUAUAUUGAGAUGAGUGUGAAGAUGUACAAAAUAUAAUCCCACCAUUGCUAGAAAUUGUUCAUAACACAUAUUGCCUUUUUGCAGAUUGAACCCGUGUUUGACAAAAUGCUGUUGAUAAUAUUGAUCAGAGUUAUCUAUAUAAUUAUAUUAGUUGUCAAGAAAACCGAGUGUGUGCCAAUCUGAGCCUAAGGUUUAACUCAAUAAAUAUUGAUAUCGC
Molecule: messenger RNA, 10493 nt
Organism: Haliotis rubra (blacklip abalone)
Lineage: Eukaryota; Metazoa; Mollusca; Gastropoda; Lepetellida; Haliotidae
Molecular function (GO): calcium ion binding
Source: RefSeq, a predicted model, not a curated record